This is a messenger RNA of Pseudoliparis swirei, 4152 nucleotides long. It is a transcript of the gene ralbp1, whose product is annotated as ralA binding protein 1. Gene Ontology annotation, cellular component: membrane. Gene Ontology annotation, molecular function: GTPase activator activity; small GTPase binding. Gene Ontology annotation, biological process: positive regulation of GTPase activity; small GTPase-mediated signal transduction; endocytosis. The transcript has 10 exons. The coding region runs from base 924 to 2924 and encodes 666 amino acids. NCBI's taxonomy places the organism in Eukaryota, Metazoa, Chordata, Actinopteri, Perciformes, Liparidae. The record is from RefSeq and is a predicted model, not a curated record.
AAUAAGGUGCAUGUGUGGAAGAGUAAAUGUUUGUUCUCCCAGUUGAGCGACUCACGCUCUAAUCUUAGCCGAGUGUUGCCCGAGUCAGGAAACACACAAUUUCCUGGGGAAACAAAGUUGUUGUUAUACCAUUCUGGCCCACAGGUGUUCCAGUGCUCACUGACUGUCUCGUGCAAGCGGAGGGGAAAGAGAACAUUUACCGAUGCCAAUCUCUCACCGCCACAUACACACACAAGUGCUCUUUGUAAUGUCAGUGCAUUUUCAAAAGGGCAUCAGGGUGCCAUAUCACUGAUUCUAUUCCCAAUUGGCAUGCAACAGCAGUUUGCACUGACUAAUGUACCGUAUGCACAAUCAAUGAGACUUUGUCUCAUCUUUUUCUUUUUUUGCGAUAUUGAAUCACAACCUCAUUUGGCAUCUGCAGCUGUGGAUUUGGAGCAGUCAACAAGGAUCGCAGGACUAAUGUGUUACAUGUGUCAGGAUGACCACCAGUCUACUGAAUGCAACCACAGCAUUUAGGAAAAGUCCACAUGAUUCAGAAUAGCGAGUGGUUUCACUAAAUGUAGAUGAUGGUUGCUUUUCAACACAUUGUUUGACAGUUUAUCGUGUACACAUGCUUAUAUUACUUCAAACCUGUGGUUGGGAUCAAAAUGAGACCACAGACUAAACAUUCUUCAUUAAAUCCAGAUCGUUCUGGGUCUAGAAAACCUACAGACUAUACAUUUGCGGUGAGAGUCAACUCAGUUAUAGAUUCGCCUUCGAACUACAUUUCCCAUCAUACAACUGGGCUAUCGCGCACGCUCAGAUUGGUUUAUUUAGUAUACAGACGACCGGAAGCUCCACUCCGAAAUUGACCGAACGGGAUAGUUCUUGGUGUGAUGGAGAGGUGAUGUGUCAGUCAGAGGCGUGAAAGGCUCAGAGCAGCCAUGACCGAGUGCUUCCUGCCCCCCAGCAGCAGCCCUGCAGAGCAGCGCAGGGCUGAACACCCAGGGGGCGUGGCCCGCACCCCCAGCUCUGAGGAGAUCAGUCCCACCAAGUUUCCCGGAUUGUACCGCACUGGCGAGCCAUCGCCGCCUCACGAUGGCCAUCACCACGAGACACCUGAUGCCUAUGCGUCAGACGACGACAAAGAGCACGGCAAGAAGAAGAACAAGUUCAAGAAGAAGGAGAAAAGGACGGAAGGCUACGCCGCCUUCCAGGAGGACAGUUCGGCGGAUGAAGCGGAGAGCCCGUCCAAGAUGAAGCGCUCCAAGGGAAUCCAUGUGUUCAAGAAGCCCAGCUUCUCCAAGAAGAAGGAGAAGGACUUCAAGGUGAAGGAGAAAGAGAAGGAGAAGGAGAAGGGGCCCAAGGAGGAGAAGGCCAAGGAUAAAAAAUCGAAGGACCUGACGGCUGCAGACGUGGUUAAACAAUGGAAGGAGAAGAAGAAGAAGAAGAAACCCACCACCGAGGCAGAGCCAGUCCCGGUGGAGGUCCCCACCUUCAGGCCCAUCUUUGGAGCACCUCUGACUGAAGCUGUCAAGCGGACAGCUCUGUAUGACGGCAUCCAGCUGCCCUCCGUCUUCAGAGAGUGCGUGGACUACAUUGAAAGUUACGGCAUGAAGUGUGAAGGCAUCUAUCGGGUCUCAGGUAUGAAGUCCAAAGUCGAUGAAUUGAAAGCAGCGUAUGACCGUGAGGAGUGCCCCUGCCUGGAGGAGUAUGACCCCCACACGGUGGCCAGCCUCCUGAAGCAGUACCUCCGCGAGCUGCCCGAUAACCUGCUGGGACGAGACGUGGCCCAGCGCUUCGAGGACGCCUGCGGUCGGCAGGUGGAGGCUGAGAAGAUGGCGGAGUUCCAGAGGCUGCUGGCCGAGGUGUCGCCGAAGAGCCGACUGCUUCUCUCCUGGGUCGUCACGCACAUGGACCACGUCAUCGCCAGGGAGAUAGACACCAAGAUGAAUAUUCAAAAUAUCUCCAUCGUCCUGAACCCAACCAUACAGAUCGGGAACCGUGUUCUUUAUACGUUCUUCACACACGUGAGGGAGCUCUUUGGAAACGUGAUCCUGAAGCCGGUGGUGCGGCCACUCCGCUGGUCCAACAUGGCGACCAUGCCGGCGCUGCCCGAGACUCAAGAGAGCGUCAAAGAGGAGAUCCGACGACAGGAGUUCCUGCUGAACUGCCUGCACAGGGAGCUGCAGGCGGGGGUGAAGGACUUAUCUAAAGAGGAGCGCCUCUGGGAGGUGCAGAGAAUCUUGACUGCUUUAAAACGCAAACUGAGGGAAGCCAAACGUCAGGACUGUGAGAGUAAGAUCGCCCAGGAGAUUGCGAGCCUCUCGAAGGAAGAUGUUUCAAAGGAGGAAAUGACUGAGAAUGAAGAGGAAGUCAUCAACCUCCUCUUAGCACAGGAAAAUGAGAUCCUCACCGAGCAGGAGGAGCUGAUCUCUCUGGAGCAGGUGCUUCGCAGACAGAUCGCCACCGAGAGGGAAGAAAUCGAGAGACUGCGAGCCGAGAUCGCAGACAUCCAGAGUCGGCAGCAGGGGCGCAGUGAGACGGAGGAGUAUUCAUCAGACAGUGAGAGUGAGAGUGAAGAUGAGGAAGAGCUGCAGAUGAUUCUGGAAGACCUGCAGAAGCAAAACGAGGAACUGGAGAACAAAAACACCCAUCUGAACCAGGCCAUUCACGAGGAGCAGGAAGCCAUCUUGGAGCUCCGUGUCCAGCUCCGCCUCAUGCAGAGCCACAAGCUGCAGCAGGAACUGACCGUCCAGCCGCCGGCCGAGCAGGCCCCCCCGCCGGCGCAGCCGAGCCCGGAGCCCCGCACCGAGGAGCAAACCAAGCGCUCCGUUGCCACGGUGGCCGCCGCUGCAGAUACCUCUGCCUCGUCCAAUGGCAAGGCAGCGAAGGAUCCCUCGAAGCCCUCGCCGAACAAAGACAAGAGGGACACCAACAUGUGAGACGGGGGCUCCGUGCGUCUCUACCGCUGGUCAGUUGUCCUCUAGUGGCUCUCAUCGUCCGCUGGACACCUCAAACUAAAUCGCCGUAGCGGACAACUGGCCACCGACUGCCGCGAGAGACGAGGCGGCUCAGAGAAUACGACCCACAGCCUGUAUGAAGGAAGAAGGGGAGAAAUGAAGGGAUUCAUAAAGCAAGGAAGGGGAAGGGGUAGAGUUUUAAAAAAGAAAAGUGAAAGUCAGGCACCUUCCCAGGAUAUGACAAAGUUUUAUUUUUGUCUGGUAAGGUUCAUAAACGAUGAACAUAGACCGGAAAUAAUCUCAGUCCCUGUUUUUCCACGAUGUCCCUCACUCAGAUGCAAAUUGGACAUUUAGGAUAGAGACCACUGUGCCAUAACCGAAGAUGCCAGACUGGCCCUGAGAACCACUAAUACAAAAACUCUUUGAAUAAUGAAGAAUUUAGGAUCGGUCUAUCUAUAUAUUAUAUAUUUAAGGAGUAUUCUAAAGAAUACGGAUGACUAUUCAAGAAAUGCAUUGAUUUUAAGUUACAGCGUUUUAGUAAUAUAUAAAUAUAUACGUAUAAAUAUAUUGUAGGCGGGAAAAUGAUGUUUCUCCAGUCUGAUGAUGGAUUCACAUCCGGAGUGAUGAUUGUUGUCGCCAAAAUAUGUGCGCAGAGACACGCGGGAGGCCUAUCUAGUUUUGUUGUGUAUCUGAUCGUGUGUUUUUUUUAAAGGUUAGGUUCUUGAUAUGUGGAGUUAUUGUUUGUGGCAUCAGUUGGAAGUGAGUAAAACAAUAACAAAAACUCCAGAUUACAAGUCAAUCAUUCCAUUUCACAGCUGAUCCGUGACGAUUGCAAAGUGCCGUCGGUGUUCAGUGAUAUUUAAAGAAAAGGCAUGGCCUGCACUUACUUAACGAUUGUGUACAUCAUUGAAAAAUUGCAAAUAUACUGUAUUUUCAGCUUUUAUGUUCUGUCAUAUGUUCCUUUUUUAUUAUUAAUGACCUGUAUGUAUUGCGCUAGUGUGACUGCCCAUUCUUUGGUCGUGGGAUAAUCAAAGCAAUCUCACCUGGAUUUAUGAUUCAAUGUGUUAAUAAUCCUGUGACUGAAACAGAUAAAUGCGAGAUGGGCUCAGAAGCUUCUCAUGAGGUUAUUUUCAUAUUGUUCUCAGCUUUCAUAGCUAAUUAUUGCAGUCAGAAUAAUGCUGUGAAGAAUAAAGUGUCGAUCCGAAUAAUA